GGUAGCUGGCGACAUCUAGAAAGUGGUCAACUUGUGUGUAGCGUCCCCAGCAUUUGGCUGCAAAAUAUCUGUUCCGAGGUAAAAAAAUAUCGUCCGGCGCCAUCGGGAUUUCUCACGCAUCCCUGCUUGAGCUUUCGUCGCUUUCCUCUCGGUGUUUUCGGCCAGCGCAUCUGUCGCCCGGCGCACCUUGUUACCGUCUUCUGCAUUUGUAGCCACGUGCAACUGUCAAGAUGCCACCCCGAGGACGAGGCCGAGGUGGCAGUCGUGGUGGUGGGGGCCACAAGGGACAGCGGCGCCACUUCACCAACCUGGAAGAGCUCGAGAGGGAGAAGGAAAAGGAGGAGAGGAAUCGCCAGUGGAGGGCUCAGCGGGGAGAGGGCAACGAUGACGAGAGUGGCUCGGGCAAAAGCAGCAGCAGCAGCUCGGAGGAGGAGAGCUCAAGUGACGAGUCUGGGGAUGAGGGAGGCGGUGGCGAGGAGCAGGCCAAGGCUAAGGGUGUGGAGCACCUGAUUGAGGUGCAGAACCCAAACAGAGUCGAGAAGAAGCCCAAGAAGGUAGCCGAGCUGAACGAGAUCAUGGAAGAGGCACCACAGCUUUCGCGGAGGGAGCGGGAGGAACUGGAGAAGCAGCGUGCCAAGCAGCACUACCAGAAGAUGCAUGCAGCGGGCAAGACUGAAGAGGCCCGGGCCGACCUUGCGCGCCUCGCCCUCAUCCGCAAGCAGCGCGAGGAGCAAGCGCGGAAAAAAGAGGAGGAACUCAAAGCAAAAGAGGCCGAGCGGAAGGCGAAGGCAGAGAGCAUCAACAGAGCACUAGGGAAGAAGACGUGACCACAGCUGCAACUGCUAUUCUAUAAACUUGCCCUCUUUUAAAUAUGUUUUCUGCUGUUACGAAAGAUGCUCCUUUGCUAUCCCAUCUCUGUGUGUCGCUCCCCUCUCUCACUGUUGUGAGCUCUCCUUAGAACUCUGCGUGUCAGUUUGUUUUGAUGAAAGUGCUCAUCACUUAAGUAAGCUUCUUGUGUCAUUGGCCACAUUUCACAUGCUAAACCCAGAUUUGGCAUAGCUCGAAAACCUUGGCUCAGAGUGUGAGCCCUGAACUCAUCUGUAUUUGGAAGUGAUGUAUGUGAAAAAUGAUGUAACAGGAUUGAAAGAAUUUUGAGAUUUCAGGGACAAAUUCUGUAAGUUUGCGCACAAUAAAAGAGUGAUUUCGCUGUUAUGCCAA
Molecule: messenger RNA, 1218 nt
Organism: Rhipicephalus microplus (southern cattle tick)
Lineage: Eukaryota; Metazoa; Arthropoda; Arachnida; Ixodida; Ixodidae
Source: RefSeq, a predicted model, not a curated record